GGGGCCGCUGGGAGCGGAAGCGGCUAGAACUCCGGCUCUCGGGACCGAAGGGCUCCUGUGGCAGCCGGGUAAACCCUGAACCCUUCCACGUCCAGUCUUUGAAAAGAAAUUCUAGUUUCCCUCUCCAGGAACUAAAGUGACGAGAUGCUAGGAAGACUUUUACCGUCUCACAACUAUUACCAGAAUAAACCCAUUAACAGCAGGUCGAUGCAGGCUCCCUGCCAGCUCAGCUCUCCAUUCGGCUGGCCAACCCCCGACCUCAGUGUGACUGCGCCUCCAAUGAGUCAAAGUGGCGGGACCUCGGAUAGAUCUGCAAGUCACCCGCUGCAGCAGGAGCACUGAACCAUGAGCUGUUCCAAUAAUAGCAUCGCGACUAAAGAUGGACCAAUGUGAUAAGCUCAGUAUUUUGUGGGACAAAGAACGCAUUUAUGAUGAGCUGCCACCUAGUGUCAGAAAAUGGGAGGCAGUAACCUUUGAAGAUGUGGCUGUGAAUUUCACCUUGGAGGAAUGGGCUUUGCUGGAUUUAUCCCAAAAGAAGCUCUAUAGAGAUGUGAUGUGGGAAAAUUUUAGGAAUGUGGCUGCUAUAGGAAAAAACUGGGAUGACCAGCAAAUUGAAAAUGAGUACAAAACUUGCAGGAAAAAUGAAAGAAGUGAAGAGGUAGAGAAAUGCUGUCGAUAUAAAUUAUGUCAAAAACAUGGUGAAACUGUUUUUUGGACUUCAGAUACUAAUGUGCACAUGAAAGCAGUUGGUACCAAACCAGGUGAAAAUCUUGCUUGUCGAAAGCCACCAAUGAAUCAUUCAUUCUCUGAUGUGCCCAUCAUGACUAACACUGGACCGAAAAUCUAUCAAGGAUAUGAAGAGAAGCUCUCUAAUAACAGACAUGGAAAAACCUCCACUGACUUCCAGUCCUUUCAGAAGCAUACAAAGACAAAUCCUGGAGAUAAACCUUAUGAAUAUAACCAAUGUGAAAGAUCCUACUCUGAAGGCAUUGAAGGAAGUAACACUGAAGAGAAAUCCUUUGUGUAUAAGCAAGAUGUGAAAGCCUUCAGUGCACCCAACUGUGUUCAGAUCUGUGAAAGAAGUCACAGUGAAGUGAAUACCUGUGUAUGUAUACAAUGUGGAAAAACUUUUAAUUCUCUCCAUGAUAUUCAGAUACAUGAAAGAGCUCACACUGGAGAAAAACCCUAUGUAUGUAAGCAAUGUGGGAAAGCUUUCAGCACACACAGUCAUUGUCAAAGACAUGAAAGAACUCACACUGGGGAGAAACCUUACGUGUGUAAUCAGUGUGGGAAAGCUUUCAGAACACAUAGUAAUUGUCAAAUACAUGAAAGAACUCACACUGGGGAGAAGCCCUAUGUUUGUAAGCAAUGUGGGAAAGCCUUCAGCAGACAAGACAAUUGUCAGACACAUGAAAGAACUCACACUGGAGAAAGGCCCUAUAUAUGUAAGCAGUGUGGGAAAGCUUUCAGAACAUACAGCCAUUGUCAAAAACAUGAAAGAACUCACACUGGAGAGAAGCCCUAUGUAUGUAAGCAAUGUGGUAAAGCCUUUAGCAGACAAGGUAAUUGUCAAAAACAUGAAAAACUUCACACUGGAGAGAAGCCUUAUGCAUGUAAGCAAUGUGGAAAAGCUUUCAGCACACUUGGUAAUUGUCAGAUACAUGAAAGAACUCACACUGGGGAGAAACCCUACAUAUGUAAGCAAUGUGGGAAAGCUUUCAGAACACAUGGUAAUUGUCAAAUACAUGAAAGAACUCACACUGGAGAGAAACCUUAUGUAUGUAAACAGUGUGGGAAAGCUUUCAGCAGACGCUGCACUUAUCAGAAACAUGAAAGAACUCACAUUAGAUUGAAUCCCUACGUAAGUAACCAAUGCGGAAAAGCUUUCAAUACACAUGGAAAUUGUCAAAUAAAUGAAGGCCUCAUGCUGGGUGGAAAUGUUAUGUAUGUAACAAUAUGGCAGUGCAUUCAGUACACAGGGGUACUGUCAAAUACAUGAAAGAAAUGACAUUGAUGAGGAAGCCUAUGUAUAUAAGCUUUCAUAUAUUCCAACACAUUGUAAAAGUAAAAAAGAAGUUGACCUAAAUAUACAAAGUCGUUGCACUGACCUUAAAAGACUGAAAGUACAGGCAAACCCUUUCUUGUAACCAAUAUAAAGUCUUUCAGUACCACCAGGUAUCAUUACAUAUGAAAAUACGUAUAGUAGACUCUGAAAAUAAGUCAGCAAUGUGGGAAAGGUUUUUAUUUUUUUCUGUGUAUUCAAAUUGCAUGUGAGGGCCAGGGAUAUAGCUCAAUGGCACAGCACCUGCCUGGCAAGCUCAAGGUCCUGAGUUCAAUUCCUGGUACCAAAAAACAAAAACAAAAACGAAUUGCAUCUGAAAGGAUUCACCUGAGGGAGGAGAAUCUGAACAUAAGUGAACAGUGUGGGAGCCCUUCCAUUUUUUGCCACUUGAAAUAUGGGAAGAACUCUCACUAAAGAGAAAUUAGGUUCAUAAUGUGAGGAAGUAUUUUGUGAUUCCAUAUUGUCAAAAAAUGCACAAACACAAGGAGCAUCAGUAUAAAUAACAGUAUGUGAGAAAUCUUUUUUACAUGACUUUUCAUGCAAACAUGGAAUUGCAUAGUGAAGAAACUGUAUUAACAUGUAUUUUGUGAGAGCACCUCUAUAACCAUUUUGCUGUUACUCAUUACAAAUGAACAUAGAUUUGUGGUAACAGUUAAUGUAAGAGGUAUGCAUAAUUGUUUAUUUGUCUUACACAUGAAAUGCAUAUUGUGUCAAAACCCUGUGAACAUACAAACUUCUCAAUUAUAGCUUAUAUUUUAAAAGACUUUGAACAUUUCUCAUGUAGAGCAAACCUAUACAAUUAAGUUAUAUGUAAAUGGGUUAUGAAUUAUUUUUCCAGCAAAUACACAACUGGAGAUAGCCUAAAAUAUAAAUAUAGUAAAUUCCCUUUUAAUGUAUAUGUCUGGAUUACAUAUUUCUAAGAUCAUUUUUAAUAAUAAAUGUGUUGACAUAAUUCUGCGUGUUCUUAUAAGCAAUAGUAUGGAGUUUAAUACUAUCUUUUCAGAAAAAUAACUGAUAAAUCAUUCUUUAUUUUGUACCAUGUUAGCUGUACAGGUAAAUUGAAAUGUAUUUCUAAUCAUUGUAGUUUUACCAAUAGCUUCUAUGUAUUUAAACUUUUGAUGCAUAUUGUCUACUUAGCCAUUUUUCUAACAAAGAUAUUUUUAACAGGGUGUUAUUUAUUUGUAAUUAUAAUGUGUAUUUUCAAAAUAAAUUUGUACAUUUGUUUUACAUAGUUUAACUGUUUUCGAGAACUUGUAGAUUGGCAAAUACUUUGUUUUCCUUAUCCUGAGAAGCUAUCUGUAUGUAUCCCAAGAUAAUUACAGAUUAUAUGCAGUACAUAAUUUUGUCUGGUUUUUUUUCUCUAAUACAAGAGCCAUUAUAAUAUGUAUAAAAUUUUACUUUUCAUGUUUGCAUUGCCAUGAUUUAUUUUGGUGGUCAUAAUACCAAAAAUAUACAUCUGUGAGUCCACCAACCACAGAGCAACAGGAUCAUAUCUUUUCGCAAACAAUAUGAUAUAAUGAAUUGUAGUAAUUAAUCUCUCCACAAACUAUAAAUGAUGGUAUGACAGAACAUUCUCAAAGGAAUUUUUGGCAGUCUUGAAAUUUGGGAAAAAUGAUUUCUGUUUAUCAUUAUGAAACAAAAUUCUUUAUUCCUUGAUACUGUGAAUAACAUUCAGUCAUUGGAAACUAAUCUUUCACCCUGGAUUCUCAAAUCAGCUUAGUAAAAAACAUAAUUGACUUAUUUUUAUGAGUAAGAUUGUGUCUUGGUUUGCAACUUUAGAGAUAGAUUUAUACAAUAUCCUUUUGGUCAUCAGCAGUACCCUAUCUGUCUUUGGAAAGAAGUGAUAUAUAUACCUUCGAUCACAUAAAGAUUUGUGCAGUCUCUGAGCCCAUCUCUGGUAUCUUUGCCUUGUUUUUACCUUUUUACUGCUUAACAUGGAAGUAUUUUGUAAAAUAUUCUGGAUUGUUUUCUCUAUGAACACAGUGGCUGCUCAGUUUCCCAUAGAGUUACAUUCUGAUGAGUCCAUCCUAAAGUGAAAAUGUGACAAAUACAUUAAAUAUCUAAUGUGAACAGUAUACCUUACCAUAAUCUAAUUAUAUACUAAGACAGUUAAAUUAGCCAUCUGGUGGACAAUAUCAUAUCAAAUAUUUUGUCUACUUUAUUAUGAAAUACAGAACAUCUCAUGUAAUUCAUAAAAUCAACUGCAUUGUAGAGUACUAUAUGUUUACAUCCUUGAACAAGUUUAUUUUAUUGUAGUUCACUUCUGUUCCUUACUGUAAUCAGCAAGUUGCAUAGUACAUACUGCUUGCUGGUCCAGGCAGAAAUCAGAUAGUAAAAAUAGAAAACCUGGAGCUGGGGAUUUAGCUCAGCGGCAUAAGCACCUGCCUUGCAAGCAGGCGGUUGUGAGUUCGAUCCCCAGUACCAACAAAAAUGAAAAAGACCAAAUAAAUAAAUAAAUAGAAGACCUUUUAUCCUGAGCACAUGUAUUUGCUACCAUCUUAGAAUCAAAAAUCUUGUUUUUAAUUUUAGAUCAUACAAGUCAUCCAACCCACUUAAAAAGCAAACCUGAAACAGAAUUGAAGCCAGCCUGGACAACUUAAUGGGACUUUGUCUCAAAGUAAAUAAUGAAAAACCUGCUGAUGUGGUUCAGUACUUUAUUAAAACUUUAAUAAGGUGCAAUAAAAGCCUGUAUUAGUUUUA
Messenger RNA from Cavia porcellus (domestic guinea pig), 4762 nucleotides. RefSeq names its product zinc finger protein OZF-like. Gene Ontology annotation, cellular component: nucleus. The transcript has 7 exons. Bases 380 to 1999 code for a protein of 539 amino acids. The record is from RefSeq and is a predicted model, not a curated record. Gene Ontology annotation, biological process: regulation of DNA-templated transcription. NCBI's taxonomy places the organism in Eukaryota, Metazoa, Chordata, Mammalia, Rodentia, Caviidae.